CAAUAUUUGAUUAAUAUUUGCAAAGUCUAUGGAUCGCCAUAUUUUGGGUGAUAUAAAAAGGCUAAUAUUUUAAUUCAAUUUAAUAUUUUGCUUGGGAAUAGGUUGACAACGCUCCAAUGAUAUUAAUCAAGGCUACAACGUUAGCCGAAUAGUUAUGUUGCUAAUCAUUAGGCCUUUGUCUCUCUUUACCAGUUGCCACUUGUGUUUGUCCUCUUGAAAAUAAAUCUGUCAGCUUGGCACAUUUGGCAGCAUCCUCCUCCAAUGCCUUUCUUUUUUUCAACCUGGCUUUUUCAGCCCCUCCUGCCCUCUUCCUCCCGUCCAUCCUCCCUGACGCGUAUCGUUGCGGUCGGGCCGACCCAGCUAUCCGUAGCUAAGAGAACUUUUUGGAAAAGACGGCUAAGGACCGAACCAACUCUAUUAUUUGGGAGGGGUGAACUUCCUCGCAUGGUACAACCCAUCUUAAUUUCACACCCCUCCCCCACCUCCUGGUUGCCCCUCUCUCUUGUUUUCACUUUCGUCUGAAUUACAAGAAGAAAGCAGGUAAGGCGAAAUGCUCUCUUCAUUUGUUCUUUUAAUGUUUAUAAAUAAGGUAUGUGCUUAUUUACUACGGUACUAAAUGUUUUUUGUUGUUGUGCUUACUUAAUUAAUAGUUAGUUUCACAAAAACGGAGCCUGGGUUUGUAGUUCUGUAUUUUCUAACUUUAAAUAGUUAAAUAAUGUUCCUGUUCCAACUUUAAAAAGUAAAAUAAUUUUCCUGUUGAACCUGUACAUUUCGGUGGUGUUCCUUCUUCUUUAAAUGAGUUACGGAACAACUAGAAAUAAAUCGUUGAAAAACGGCGUUUUUUUCGGACACAGCCAGAAAAAUGCACAUUUCUAAAAACACACGAGGGAGCUCCACGGAGCUUCUUCGGCUAGUUAUUGCUAAUUCCAAUUCAGCUAAAUAAUUUUUAAAUCAGUUUUUAAAUUAAAAUGUUUUAUAUGUGAAAUAAUUUCCUACUUGUUUAAGUUAAGAUGUUUAUUUUCUUCUUCUUUCAGUUUUUAAAUUAAAAUGUUUUAUAUGUGAAAUAAUUUCCUACUUGUUUAAGUUAAAGCAACACUAUGUAACUUUUGGACCUUAAAAUAAUAGCUUGAAAAAAUUUGUGCCGCUACAAUGACUUUUAAUAUGACGAUUUGCGUCUCCGCUAUUGCCAUCUGGGGUCUGUGGGGAAAUAACUCCGCUAUGUAAGAUUCUGGAGCCGCCCGGUAUAUCCGGCGGAUGUACUCGACCUGCUUUCUGGCAGUGAUUACGCAAUGUCAUAUAGUGCCACUCCACGCUCGCAGCUCAUAAGGGUAGCUUUUUUAUGUAGCUUUUUGGUGUUGUCAACAAUAUUGUAUUCGAUCACACGUACUCUUCUAUUAGUGAUCCCGCCCGUUGGUAUGAAUCCAAAAUAGAAAGUCGCCGGUUGCUGCCGUUCUGAGUCCGCCGUCGGUCAGCGCGCUCCAAACUAAAAAACCCUCGCGUCACCUCCCCCUCGUCACCUUUUAUAACCCGUGACACGUACAAAUAAUAAUAAUAAUAUUAUAAUACAGGACAACACAUGAUCCCAACUCAAUACAAGUGUAUGCGAGGCUGCAUCUAUCGUCACUGGGUAUUUACGACACUGAAAUCGAAACCUAAAUACCUAAAAACCUGAAGGGGGCGCCAAAAGUGAAAAGUUACAUAGUGUUGCUUUAAGAUGUUUAUUUUCUUCUUCUUUCAGUUUUUAAAUUAAAAUGUUUUAUAUGUGAAAUAAUUUCCUACUUGUUUGAGUUAAGAUGUUUAUUUUCUUCUUCUUUCAGAAAUGAAUGGAACAAUCAAUUCAUCAAUUUGUCCGAUGUGCCUUCAGACAUACAAAGCCUUGUCGCAGCAUCUCAGGAGGGCGCAUUUGAUAAAGAAUGUGAAAGAAAGAAAACUACUUCUUAACAUGGCAUCCGGGCGGGUCAAUAUCCGGUGCACCCCUUGUCCAGUCGUGGGCUGCAAAUAUCACAGCUCAAGACUGGACAAGCACCUCCAGGAAGGCCACCCGGAGCUGACCCGAACCCGGAUGGCCAUGGAAGUAGUCACUGUCAAGAGGGCGGUGACGGUGAAGCUUCUUGGCUAUCUGAGGGCCACAAACCCUCAGAUAGCCAUGAACUCAGGUUUUGACCUGGAGGUAAACCAUAACGAGGACAUACAGGGGGUCGCUGACGUUGACUCGGGGCUGGUCUGCCACAGAACAGAAGGCGUGGCUGUGAGGGCGGAGCUCCAGGACACGUUUGUGAAAAUUGAGGUUCUGCGAAGAAAACUCUGCCAAGACCAGAAGGUGGCCAAAGAGGUGAGUGCAGCUGGAUGGAAGUUGAACAGCAUCAUGCCAGUUUUCCAAUUAAUAUUAAUCAUACUCUUUUCUUUUUUUUCUCAGAUGAAGGAAGAUGCAGCUGGCAGCCAGGGAGUAGAGCAGUGUGUGGAGGUGCGGGAUGAGUGUUUGGAGGAGGUCAAUUUUGAUAAUGAAGACGACUGCAGAGAGAAAACAGUGAGGUUCUCAGCUGAUGACGCCAGCCAUGAAAACAGGAAUCUUCCUCUCUCAGCGGAGAAGACCCAUCUUCAGCGGAGAGACCGAUCUUUAUCAGCAGAUGCUUUGGACCUAGGAUUUAAAACCCCCCUAAAUGAGACAAGUGGCCCCAUGGCUAACCCUGUGAUCACCAGAGCAGCGGCUCUUACUGCACUUUCCCCUCAAAAAACUGAAGACACAAAUGACUUCCCGCACCAAGUGAAAAGACAGAAGCCCGAUGUGGAUACUGAAAAGCAAGCUCCAGCUUUAGUUUACUCUGCUGUGAAGAAGCCAACACUUGAAACCAUCUUGGAAGAGCCGGAGCACGAUGUAAGCAUGGUAAUGAAUGAAACUCAGACAUGCUGCAUUUUGGGACAAACGGAUGAGCCACCUCAAUGCCCCUCUUCCACACAGGACUUGAACCCCAAUUCAGACCAUUUAACAAAAACCGAGGCUACUGUCAAUGUUACGAAUAAACUGAGCAGUUUUGACGAUGAUCUGAGCAAUAUCUAUAACGAAGAGCUUGGAAGCUACGAAGAUGUGUCAGAAACGCUGGACAUGAGUCCUCAGAGAGCCGCUGGAAAAGGGUUCCACGUGGAUAAGCUGUUAGAGGACACUGUAUUUACAGAGGAGUCUCCUAGUUCUGUCCAUGGGAAGAGGAGAUCUUUGCCAGUUGAUGAAAACAACAUGGAGGAUGAAAAGAGUAUGAAAACAUCUACUGAGGCGCCCACUGACGCUGAGACGCUGGUUCAUCGUCUCCCAGAAGCUGGAUUGAACUACCGGAGGGUCCCACCUGGCUCUAUAUCUUCAAGGGAACCCGACCAGAGUGACCACGAACAGAACACCAGCGCCAACAGAACACUAACGCGAGCUCAGAUCCGAGAUGAGGUCUUUGCGGACAAUCUGAUGCUGAGUCCAGUGUCACAGAUCAUCAUCGCCAUCUCUGAAAAGAUUAAGAUCCUUUUCCAGGACAGAAUGGAUAUCUGGGAAGAAUUUGAGGUCAAGAUUAACUCUGACAAUGCUCCUGUUAUCAAAACCGCCAACAAGGAAAUCACAACUAUCUUGAAAGAACUCAAGAGGGUUCAACGACAACUUGAGGUCUUCAACACGGUCUUGGAGCCCAGUGGGCAGCUUGACAACUCUAAGGCCUCUGUGGUCUCCUCCUCAUCUGGAGUUCCACCCUGUCUCCAAACGGGGCGGCAGCCCCGAGGCCCAGUGAGGGUGUCAAGAGGGCCGUGACACCAGACGAUCUAAGAGCCGGAUAUUUGGUCUGAAAUGGGACAAAAACGGUUCCACCCGGGCUGAAAAUCUGCCGUCACUCUUCAAAUGCAGGUGUCGGACCAUUGUUCACACAAUGAAAGUAAAAGGAGGGGAAGUGAGACUGUCAACAGAUGUGAAGCCUCUCGUACACCCAAACAUACACACAAAUGCACUCUGAGCAGCACACACCUCACACACACACGCACGCACGCACACACACAGCGGUGUAACUCACAGUGAAGCCUGCACUACGUGCGCUCAGUGGGAGGCCAACACAUGAGGUGAAUUUUUAAGGAAGUACCAAAAUACUUCAAUAAACCUCACGUUGGACAGGCCUCCAAGCUACUUGAUUCUCUUUAUGUUAGAGGUUGAUUCCUUUUUUUGCCAAUGACAUGAGCAACAUUGCUGAUUUAAUAAGCUCAUUGUAUUUACUUGGUUUAUUUGAAAACCUGCCCUAGAAUAAUCAUCUCAGGAAAAUCUACUAAAUACUAGAUAUAUAUAUAUAUAUAGUAUUAUUUAUAUAUAUAUAUAUGUAUAUAUAGUUAACUUCAUUUGGAAAGCAGUUACAAGAUUCAUAACUGAUAUUCCAAAUAUUGUCGUAAAUUUUAAGAUGUAGGCCUUGCUGAUCGCUUGCUGAUAUUUAAAACAGUUUGUCAUGUAAUAUCACAAAUUUAAAAGUGAACUCAAUCAAAUUUGUGAAUAACCACAUUUUGAAGUUCUUGAUUUGUUGUUGUUUCUUACAACAAUGUGACUUAUUGUUCUACUUUUUUAAGCAGAAGUGUCUGAUCUGUGUAUAUAAACAUAUUUUUGAACUGAACUGAAAUAAAAACUGA
Molecule: messenger RNA, 4638 nt
Organism: Pseudoliparis swirei
Lineage: Eukaryota; Metazoa; Chordata; Actinopteri; Perciformes; Liparidae
Product: centrosomal protein of 170 kDa protein B-like
Exons: 7
Coding region: 1820-3784 (654 amino acids)
Source: RefSeq, a predicted model, not a curated record